GCGAAGCACCCGGCAGGGGUCGGGGGGUAAGGUCUACGGUGUUGCCGUAUCGAGCAGGCUCGGGGCUCCGCUCGCUCCCCCCCUGCAGUGUCAGGAGGGGUGCCUGUAGAAGAAAAGUUUGUGCGAUUUGUUUUCUUUGAUUUCUGUAUGGGAUUUCCCUCGCGCGAUUGGGGCGGUGCAAAUGGUCCAGAUGGAAAGAUCUAACAGUGAAGAGUUUCAUCGUCGAGUUCUGAGUGUGGCCCCAGUCAUGGAGAAACAUUUAGAUUCAUUAAAGACUGACUUCAGAACAGAAAUUGAUUCCAACAGGUGUCUUGAAAGUAUAAACACAUUUGACGAACUAAUUGUUGUGCUUGUUAAGAGGAAUUUCAUCGAUGACAGUGACAGGAAGACUUGGACGAAACUUAACCCAAAGUUCCAGAAAUAUGAACAGAUUUUAUUUUAUGAGGACAAUGGUUUUUCUGUUCGUCCACAAAGUCACCUCAGAGCUCGCCUGACAGAUGAUGUUAUUGAUUAUUUCUCAUCAAUACCCAUCGGCCAUUCCUGGAGAGAUUUUGGCAGAAAUUUGGGGCUUAAACAAAAACAUAUUGAUGAAAUUGAGAAGAAAUAUGAUACUGACUACCGUUCAUGUGUUGGAGAGGUUUUGCAAAUUUAUGAGCAGAUGUCAAGAUCAACUAAUAAUCCACUUGAGGAUAUCACGAAAGCCUUUGAUUUGAUAAAUCGUGGCUACUUGAAACCAGGAUUUUCGACAUUAAGCGGCUUCAACCAACUUAACCCAAGAUAGUUACCACAACCAAAUUGUAAAGUAUAAGGAGGCAAGGAAACCAAGCGUUCAAUUAUCAAUUUUAUAGUAUGUAACUUUAACCAACGUUAAAUGUUUAUAUGUAUUUCCACCAGUUUUUUCCUUUACACUGAUCAUAGAAAUAUAACACAUAUACAGGUGAUUUUGCAUCUGCAAUUUUUGGGGGACAAGGGCAAUUAAAAUUAUGACAACCAAA
This is a messenger RNA of Frankliniella occidentalis (western flower thrips), 995 nucleotides long. RefSeq lists its product as uncharacterized. Gene Ontology annotation, molecular function: protein binding. Bases 182 to 781 code for a protein of 199 amino acids. Gene Ontology annotation, biological process: signal transduction. The record is from RefSeq and is a predicted model, not a curated record. NCBI's taxonomy places the organism in Eukaryota, Metazoa, Arthropoda, Insecta, Thysanoptera, Thripidae. The transcript is spliced from 4 exons.